AUGGGCUUACGUGGCAGUAUCCAUCGUUUUCUCAAGUUCUUUAAGGUCGGCUGGCGGAUUUACCGAGAUCCGCUGGUGGAGUCUAGCCACUCCUCACUUUACUAUUGGCGGGAGCAGAUGAAGGCAAUGGCCUUAUAUACAACCACAGAAGAACGCCAGCUGCCCUACCGAUCUACAUGGCACAUUUUAGUAAAUAUUCAAGCUGUGGUCUUUUUUGCUUCCAUGUGCUCUGGCUUAAAGGAAUCGAUAGGGGAUCAUGUUGAAAUGGGACGGGAUUUGGCGUUCAUGCUUGGGGCAUUUUUCAUCAUGUUCAAGAUUUGUUAUUUUUACUGGUAUGGCGACGACCUUGACCGGGUGGUCAGUGAACUGGACGCACUUCAUCCUUGGGCGCAGACAGGUCCCAAUGCCGUAGAAUAUCGGACUGGCAAACGUUGGUACUUCGUAAUGGCUUUCUUUUUGGCCUCGUCGUGGUCGCUCUUCUUGUGUAUUUUCCUAUUCUUACUCCUAACGUCACCCAUGUGGGUCCAUGACCAGAACCUUCCCUUUCAUGCGGCUUUUCCUUUCCAGUGGCACGAACGAUCGCUUCACCCCAUUGGCCACGUUAUAAUCUAUCUGUUUCAGAGCUACUUUACAGCGUAUGCUCUGACUUGGCUUUUGUGCAUAGAGGGGCUAUCUGUUUGUAUUUAUGCGGAAGUAACUUUUGCCAUUGAAGUUUUGUGCCUGGAACUUCGCCAACUUCACAGAUUUAAGGUUGGCCUUACAGAGCUCAGAAUGGAGAUGAAUCGCUUGGUCAAGCUUCAUCAGAAGAUUAUGCAAAUUUUAGAUCGCACCAACAACGUUUUUCAUGGAACCCUCAUAAUGCAAAUGGGGGUAAACUUUUCCUUGGUGUCCCUAUCGGUUCUAGAGGCCAUGGAGGCCCGCAAGGAUCCCAAAGUGGUGGCUCAGUUCGCAAUCCUCAUGCUGCUCGCUUUGGGGCAUCUGUCCAUGUGGUCGUAUUUUGGGGACAUGUUAUCGCAGAAGUCGUUGAAAAUUUCGGAGGCGGCCUACGAGGCUUACGAUCCCACCAGAGGAUCCAGGGAAGUUUACAGAGACCUCUGCCUAAUAAUCAGGCGUGGCCAGGAGCCUCUGAUCAUGAGAGCCAGCCCCUUUCCUUCCUUUAAUCUAAUAAACUACAGCGCUAUACUUAACCAAUGCUAUGGAAUUCUUACAUUUUUGUUAAAGACAUUAGACUAAAACCGAAAACGGAUGAACUUUAAUACUAAUUCAUGGAAAAUAUUUCAAUUUGCUAAAGGUCUUGCAUAAACUGUAAUAAACUGUAAUAAUAUCUGUUGCAUUUGCUUCCGAAAUUUGGUUUUCGUUUAUACAGAAUGGUCUAUUUGAUAGAGUCAGGCGAUACGGAUACUUUACUGGUUUCCUAUCUUUUCAGACACUUUUUAACUUAUGGACUCUUAAGCUUUCGUUAAAAUAUUUCUGUCAUCGGUUUGACAUAUUUAGUGCAAGUCUAGUUACUGGAGAAUGAUAUUCGAGACUUCAUCAAUUUUCUUUCCAAUUAUUACAUUCAUAUUAUUUGCGAGUUUCAGAAGCCAUUUAUCCU
Messenger RNA from Drosophila erecta, 1594 nucleotides. RefSeq names its product putative odorant receptor 65b (gene Or65b). Gene Ontology annotation, biological process: sensory perception of smell; detection of chemical stimulus involved in sensory perception of smell. Gene Ontology annotation, molecular function: olfactory receptor activity; odorant binding. NCBI's taxonomy places the organism in Eukaryota, Metazoa, Arthropoda, Insecta, Diptera, Drosophilidae. The transcript is spliced from 5 exons. Gene Ontology annotation, cellular component: plasma membrane. The coding region runs from base 1 to 1233 and encodes 410 amino acids. The record is from RefSeq and is a predicted model, not a curated record.